CUCACACGGCGCUGUGUGAUUACAUCGGCUUUCUUUACUUCCCCGGGUAGGACGUGACAACACAGGAUCCCGGAAAGAAUUUCAAACUCCUUAGUUAUUUUCGGAGUAUUGCACCAGUUCUCCCAGUUCAACCAUUUAUUUUCUUUCGGAUUUUACAAAGAGAUAUAUAUCUUCGUAGACGUCGUUAUAAUGUCUUGGCAAAGCUACGUGGACAACCUGAUGGCUGAUAACUGUUGCCAGGAUUCCGCCAUUGUUGGGUACACGGACGCAAAAUAUGUCUGGGCUUCAUACGCCGGUGGUACAUUUACAAACAUAACGACAGAAGAAAUAGAUGUCAUCGUUGGAAAAGACAGAGAGGGAUUCUUCACAGGUGGCCUUACCCUAGGCAAGAAGAAGUGUUCUGUUAUCAGAGAUAGCCUUCAAAUCGAUGGGGACUGGACAAUGGACAUCAGGACAAAGAGCCAAGGGGGCGAGCCAACAUACAACGUUUCCGUAGGAAGAGCUGGCAAGGCUUUGGUUUUAGUCAUGGGAAAGGAAGGUAUCCAUGGAGGGCAGCUGAACAAGAAAGCUUUUACCAUGGCCGACUACCUGAGGAAAUCUGGAUACUAAAGCGGCCCCUCCCCAUCCCCAUCCCCAUCCGCACAGACAGACAGCAGCAUACUCAUUAAAGCACACCUCUAUCCCCCAACAUGUGGACAGCACUACCAGGCUUGAUUAGCAGAUCCAUUGUCUGUCUUUAUGUUUUCUUUUGCCCCCCUUUUUUUACAACAUGUCUAUUAUUCUGCCCCCUUCUGAAUCUGCAAUCGUCUGCUGUUUAAAUGAUUCUGAGAUGUCAGCCGGCCCGUCAGUCACCCAGUCAUCUCCUUGUUGUGCCACACCGAAAAAUAAGCAUGUUUGAUGGUUUAGUGUAUGGGGGAUAAGGUGUGCUGUGCAGGCUUUGGUAUGUGUAAAACUAUUACAAUUUGGACCUUACCCAGUAAUUUUUUUUUGCAAUUUGAUGUGUCGUUUAGUUCCAUAUAGACAAGUUAGUAUAAUGGUGCUGCACAAAACAGCUUUGGGUAGAUAUGUCCUCUCGUGCUAAGAGCCAGUCCUGAGCUCUGAUGGUCUUCCUGUUUGUACAGCAUGCCACGGGAGGGUACACUGCAUGUCAAGUUUAUUUGUAACAACACACUUCAUACCACAGGCAUAUAAUCAAUAUGCUUGCAUAUCUUUAGUUGAAAUGUCAUUGUUUGUUUUUUUGUUUGUUUGUUUUUGUUUUUCAUCUGAUUAAUUUUAUUGCAUACUACAACUUUUUUUUUUUUGCUCAAAGGUUAUCUUGAGGAGUUUUCUGAAUUUACCUUUUUUAUUAUUAUUAUUUGAUUGCAUUUUGAUCAACAACUUUCGCUGUUGUGGUCAGACAUGGUCUUUCAUGCCGGUGUGUGUGUGUAGGUAAUGUUGGAAUCUGGUUGAGAUGGCAGAUCAGCAUUUAAGAAGAGAGGGGUGUAUUACCCUAGACAGAGCCUUGGAUCAUGGACUGUGCAAGGACAUUCCACCGGUACAAUGGCUCAGGCACUUACCUGUGUUUUUUGCCACUUUUUUUUUUUAAACAAAUGUGCUGCCAUCCCAGUGUAACUGUUUUUUGCGUCCAGUUUUUCUCUAUAGGACCAAUUGUUUUUGUUGCAUCAAGGGGUUUACUAACAGGACUGCGCUUGGAACUGAUGUGAAGGAUGAGUGAUGAGUGCUCGCUUCAUCUGUUUGCUGACUAAACAUGUUAUAAAAGAUAAAAACACAUAAUCACUCAUGUCAUAACACUUAACUUUACAACUCUACUGGGUCACAUGACUGUAAAAAUGGUUUAACUUGACAUGUCUAAACAAAUCAGUGCUACAAAGAAUAUAACACUUUAUACUUGAUCGUCACUCAUGAAUGUCACAAGACCUAUGAAGUGGAUUGAUGGAUUGGCAGUCAGCUUAAACUUUGUCACGAGUUACUUGGAAGAAUGCACUUGACUAUUCAUCCAUGAUGUGAAGGAAACCAUUUGGAAUUGCCUUGUGCUCUUCAUCAAAUGCAAUGUAUGGAACUGUCAUAGCACGGUACAAAACAUUAAAAAGACAAAAAAAAUUAAAUAUGAAACUGUGUACAUUACAUUUUCUGGGAUAUGUUGGUGUUGGAAAAAUGACCACUGUAGUCAGUGUUGUGGAAAAUCAAAGGACAAAAAGUGGUAAUAUUUUACUUGACCCCAGUGUCCUAAGCAUGUCAUUACAGUGUGGUGAUGGUGUCAUGACACCGUCAUAAAUAAGUCAUAAACAUCAUGCCCAUGUCAUAAACAUUUUAAGACUGUUGGCCUUAAGUGACAUUCGGUUAUGGCAAAGACCGAAUGUCACUUAAGGCCAACAGUCAAAAAAUGAUUAUGACAUGGACAUAAUGUUCAUGACGCAUGCAUUACUGUGCCAUGACACUAUUAUGACACUGUAAUGACAUGCUUAUGACACCAGCGUCAAAGUGUUACCCAAAAAGCUGUAUCCUGUGCCAUACUGUAGAUCUGUUGCUACUGUGAGAUGGAUUUUUAACCGUUGCCUUGCAAGAAGCCCUUUCUUCAAUGGCACUUAACUGUGGGAUAUUGGCGUUAAACCAAAAAUCGUAUAAGAGAGAAAAAUAUGUCGAACUCCGCCCAUCCAAUCCAAAGGAUUGUGCUCAAAAUUCGGUCUCCUAAGGGGGCGUUGUCCCUUCCUUCUUCUCUUUUUGUGGUGUUUGCACAAGUGCGCUACCGCCAUCUGCAGCGCUAAGGGAACUACAUUAUUCUCAACCUCAAGACUCCUAAGGUCUCCUAAAGGGUCGUUCACCCGACAUCACAUGAUACCGGAAAAGAACCAGUCUGAAGUAUCUCUCUCUCAUAUACGAUUCUCUGGUUAAACUCUUCCAGGGAUUGUGGAAUAUGUACAGAUUAAAAAAGUUCUAGGUUUAAUCACCAAAAUGUGGUUUUUGUUCCCUUUUUUCAUACACCUGAAUACAGUGGAGCAGUUGAUAACUCUUCAUGGAGAAAAUGCCAUGAUUUAUUAACCAUCUUGUUUACAGACAGAUCAAAUAAAUGUAUUCCAACCAUA
Messenger RNA from Engraulis encrasicolus (European anchovy), 3083 nucleotides. Its product is annotated as profilin-2-like. NCBI's taxonomy places the organism in Eukaryota, Metazoa, Chordata, Actinopteri, Clupeiformes, Engraulidae. The record is from RefSeq and is a predicted model, not a curated record. Gene Ontology annotation, cellular component: cytoplasm. Bases 190 to 609 code for a protein of 139 amino acids. Gene Ontology annotation, biological process: actin cytoskeleton organization; positive regulation of actin filament bundle assembly; regulation of actin filament polymerization. The transcript is spliced from 3 exons. Gene Ontology annotation, molecular function: actin binding.